Molecule: messenger RNA, 4283 nt
Organism: Mizuhopecten yessoensis (Yesso scallop)
Lineage: Eukaryota; Metazoa; Mollusca; Bivalvia; Pectinida; Pectinidae
Product: mitogen-activated protein kinase kinase kinase 5-like
Exons: 41
Coding region: 1-3591 (1196 amino acids)
Biological process (GO): MAPK cascade; protein phosphorylation
Molecular function (GO): ATP binding; protein kinase activity
Source: RefSeq, a predicted model, not a curated record
AUGCAGAUGUUAUAUACCCAUCAGAAGGAGAGGUUUUUGUGCGACCUCCGCAAGGCUCGGGAGCAAUUCAAGGGGGAAGAGCUGGCGAAGGUGUUAGAGAGGCUGCGGACCAGACUGGAUGAUCCGCAACUAUUGUCCGUCGACGUCGUUAUAAAUAUGCUCAUCUCAUUCCGAGACUCGCAGAACUACAAUGCCAUGGUGAAACUCAUUGAGGACCUGGAACACAUACCGAACAAUAAAAUACAAGGACAAACAAUGGUCAUGUAUCAGUAUGCUUUCGCCCUCAACAGGAGAAACAAAAAUGGUGACAGAGAAAAGGCCCUCAAGGUCAUUAAUCAGGUAUUAGCGGUUCCCGACAACCAGACCCCAGAUAUCCUGUGUCUCUGUGGUCGGAUACACAAGGACAUGUUCGUGGACUCUGCCUACAGGGAUCAGUCCUGUCUACAGAGUGCCAUAGAGUGGUAUCGUAAAGGAUUUGAGAAACAGCCGCACGAAUAUGCUGGUAUCAAUUUAGCGACACUGUUGGUGAUAUCGGGCAAACGAUUCUCAAACUGCUCCGAACUCCAGAGAAUAGGUUUGGUCCUGAACAACCUGAUCGGUAAGAAGGGCAGUUUGCAGUCUCUGUCCGACUACUGGGAUGUGGCCACGUUUUUUGAGAUCUCUGUCCUGGCUGAAGAGUACGGGAAGGCUAUACAAGCUGCGGAGUGCAUGUUUAAUCUGGAACCACCGGACUGGUACCUUAAGUCUACCGUGGGUAAUAUCAGUCUCAUCAUGAAAUUCAGGAAGGAGGAACCGAACCCAGGGCAAGAAAAACAGCUGUUCACUUUCUGGAUGGAGUUUUUUGCUGCGGCCACACAGACUGAAAUGGCGUCAAAGGGAAUCCUGUUUCCGGUACUUGUACUGGAGCCGACCAAAGAGUUCAUGCCCAGCUUUAUACAGGUCAACAUUGAUGAGGAUACAGAAACAGAUGAGGUAAAACUGUGGAACGUUUGCCCAAAGGAUGGCACCCAGAACUCUUACCAAUGGAGUUUCCCCUGUACUGCAAUUAAAGGUGUCAGUUUAUACAAGAGGGAUUGUCGAGCAGUCUUUCUCUAUGUACAACAAAACUCGGAUGAUUUUCACAUAUUUUUCUCGUCAGAAUCACAAAGAAAAAGAUUUUAUGAGUUAGUGUCGAACAUGAUUGCCAACCAGACUGACAGCCAAGUUUUUGAUCUCAUGGAUGAAACCGACCAAAUUGAGUUUGAAUAUGACUACGAUGAGAGGAAGAAUAAGGUGGUUUUGGGUCGUGGCACGUAUGGUGUGGUAUAUGCCGCUCGUGACAUAAAGACACAAGUACGCAUAGCUGUCAAGGAGGUCCCGGAGAAACACGCUCAAGAGGUACAACCACUCCACGAGGAGAUCCAGCUACACUGUCGCCUAGCACACAGGAACAUUGUGAAGUAUUUGGGCUCGCGCAGCGAAGACGGCUUCUUUAAGAUUUGCAUGGAACAGGUGCCGGGAGGAAGUUUGUCACAGCUACUGCACUCCAAGUGGGGACCUUUGAAGGACAAUGAGACAACUAUAGCUUACUACACCAAACAGAUUCUUGACGGACUCAAAUAUCUGCACGACGGUAUGAUCGUACACCGAGACAUAAAGGGAGACAAUGUACUGGUGAACACCUACAGUGGCGUGCUCAAGAUCUCCGACUUCGGCACAUCAAAGAGGCUGUCUGGAAUUAACCCCUGUGCAGACACAUUUGCCGGAACGAUACAGUACAUGGCCCCGGAGGUCAUCGACAGGGGAGCAAGAGGAUAUGGACCGGCUGCUGAUAUCUGGUCCCUCGGCUGUACUGUCGUGGAAAUGGCUACAGGAAAGAUGCCGUUCAUUGAGCUUGGUAGUCCAGAGGCUGCCAUGUUUAAAGUUGGAUUUUACAAGAGUCACCCAGAGAUCCCAGAGAGCAUGUCCCAGAAUGCCAAGGCAUUCCUUCUACGCUGUUUUGAUCCUUCUCCAGAUGAACGGGCUACGGCAGAGGAACUCCUAAAACAUCCCUUCAUCACCGAAACACUUGCAAAGAAAAAGAAGAAGAAAGUUCACGAUGUGGAAUAUCUUAGAAGUACAUCAAUGCCAGCCGGCCAUGAAACCCGAAGUAGCAGUAAAAGCCCAAUGAAGUUACAUUUGCCAAAAAAGAAAAGAUUAAGUAUUGACAUACUGGGAAGUGUUGCUAGGAUCACUAAGCCUGUGGAUGCCGCUCCGGAGAGCCCCAAAAUAUGUUCGCCGACAAAGAAGGACGAGAGAUUAGAACGCGGCCGAUCACCAAUGUCCAGUACGGGGAGUGCAGACAUGGAGCUGGACGAAGAGUUAGCUAUGGUUGAUGAGGAGAGUUGUGAGCCCAAAUAUCUCCGAUCUCGUAGUCUCCACUCGGGGCUCCUAACUCUAGACUCGCCAGACAGGACUAAUCUUGAUGGCUUUCGGAAGCGUGCCGAUUCUGACGGCAAAUUUCAGCGUAGCGAGUUCCUACGAAAACGGUCUCCGUCCCCUCUCCGGUCACCUUCCCCUAGGUCCUACUACAGUAUGGAGUUUGGGGGACUGUCCGCUAGUUCUAGUAUGACCAACCUUUCUCCUGACAUCAGCGAAACAGAACACAGCUCGGCAGACAGCAUGGGACGGGAGUUUGGAUUCUACCUGCUAAGGAAAGACUCGGAAAGACGGAUAACUCUAGUCCAUAUCCUUGAUUUAGACACGGAUAAGAUCUGCAACACCUGGUUAGACCUUCUACAUAAAGAUGCGACAAUAUCCAAUCCUAAAAUCACUGUGGAGCACCUGCGGCCAUUGCUAUGUGGGCUACGCACAUACAUACAGGACCAGAACGCUAAUGCUAUCAGUGAAACACUUGACAAGCUGAAGGUCCUGGUAGACUUUGAUGUCACCGCCAUUAUGGAGAUUAAACUCGCUCUCUACGUCUUCCACGAGGCUGUUGGUAAAUGUCUAAAAUGCCACAAUAUACAGCCCCAUUGGAUGUUUGCGCUCGACAACCUCCUACGCAGCGCCGUUCAACGAGCCAUCACCAUUUUAUCUCCAGAGCUAGGUGCCAGUCUAUCGGUUGGCAGUAAGGAAGAUGAAAUAGACACAUCCGGUGUUCCGUCCACAAAUUCCAACAAGUCUGCCCUUGUGUACCGACCAAGUCCCGAAACCGCUGAGCUCCGCAACCAGCUGGACAAUAUUGAAGAGGAUAACCUGAGAUUACUGCAUGAAUUAGUUGAUGUCAGCCGUUCCUAUGGCAACCUACUCCAAAAGUCAAUAGAGGAGAAGAAACUCCAUAUAGACCAUGUUAAGAUAUUUGGUAGCCUCAGUCAUCCAAAUAUCACCAUGCCAUCAACUCACGGAAAACGAGUUCCAGAAAUCCAUGAACCCCCAGAUGAGUCCCUGGUGGCCUGGAUGAGGGAGAAAAAAUUAGAUGAGGAAUCAAUUCAUAAGGUGACAGCAGAACAGUAUUCCUUAGAAGAUAUAUUAGAAAUUGUCAAUUAUGACGAUUUAAAGCAACUUAAUUUACGGGGCGGUAUGGUGUGUCGUCUCUGGAAAGCUAUAACCAAAUGGAGAUCAAAACCUUAAAUAUAACCAAGGGAGACAUAUUGUAUUUACCUGGUUACCAAAGUUUUACCUGUUUGACUGCAUGUGCUUUCCUCUCUGUGUCACACAAAUGCUUGCACAGUUGUCAGUGUCCUCAGAAACCUUGUAGUACAUAAUAGUGUGCAGCAUAGCUGUCAAACAUUUCCAUGACUGUGAUAUUUACCUUGAAUUGGAAUAGCAUUGUCCCUAUAUUCCACAAUGGUAUAGGCUAAAGUUUGUACUUGAGACAGAUGAUUUGAAAUGGAGGUAAGAUGGCCGUGUUCAGAUUUCCUGCAAUGAACAUUUAAAUUGAAAUUCAUGGUUGCUGUGUGUUUCCAUCUGUCAACCUAGAAUAGAUAUAUUGGACUUUCACUAUCCAACGCAUUAUUUAGUCACAAAAUAUUCAUUCGUGUUUAAUUUUGUAGCUAAAGCGGCUUGCUACAAUUUCGAACAGUAUGAAAAAUGUCACGAAUUAACAAAAUUGUCCAGCAAAUGGAUUUUUAGUUUUUUUAAAUUCAAACUAAUAUGAAAUAUAUAUUUUUUAAUAUUAGAGAGCUGAGUUAAAAAUUUAAAACGCCUGAGUGAUCUCUGAAUUUUUCACGUUAAUUGAUCUGAUGCUUGUGUCAUUGUAGUGAAUAUUCCGUCUUUGCGUAUUGCAGAGUUAUCUUCUCUUGAGAGCAGGUAUUAAUUGUUAC